Molecule: messenger RNA, 4253 nt
Organism: Mizuhopecten yessoensis (Yesso scallop)
Lineage: Eukaryota; Metazoa; Mollusca; Bivalvia; Pectinida; Pectinidae
Exons: 3
Coding region: 5-2104 (699 amino acids)
Biological process (GO): carbohydrate metabolic process
Molecular function (GO): hydrolase activity, hydrolyzing O-glycosyl compounds
Source: RefSeq, a predicted model, not a curated record
GCACAUGCGGUAUGUUUGUUAUGUGAUGAGCUGCGAUACAACAAGUUUGACUAUGAGGCAACUUCGCGGCAGAACGUUGAGAUUUUUGAAGAUAGCUUGUUUUCUUCUCUUCAUGGUGUUUAUUAUCUGGUACACAGUGAGCGCUCUGAAGAAGAAAGUGACACCUCUAUACGCCAGUGGAGUGGUGGAGCAGAGGGUUGGAGACCUCCAAUAUGAUUUUUCCACAGGAAUUUUUGUGUACAACAGUGGCAAAAGCACAUACCUUCAGGGCAUCGUCUCCGAAACUCUCAGAUCCACCUUUACGGUGGCUUGUAAAUCAGACCAGAACAAAGCCACGAGCAUGUGUCUCCACUGGCUUAGAUACGCCAAACUAGAGAUUUCAAAGACGGACAACUGUCAUCAUGUGAAGUGGACUCCAACCAGUCGUGACUUUAUUCCACACGACUGCUUUUCUCUGAGGAGUGCCCAUUGGUACGGUGGUGCAGAACUCUAUCACCAGACCUGGCCCCUUGAAACUACAGAUGUUCCUAUGCAGCCUUAUCUAUCAAACGACAUCUUAUUCCGAUCAAACACUGAGAAAAAUAGUGGAAAAAAUAUGUUUGGAAAUAUUGUUGAUAGAUUUUGGAUAAAUUCCAAUGGUGUUGGUAUUGUAGUCAACAGUGAGGUACCACUGUUUGUGAGCAUAAAUGAAAGUAAAAGUAACUUACUGUGUUUUAGCGCCGAUUAUACCAACUCACCGUACCCAAACCCAGACAGUAAAACCCCUGUGUUGGAGUACACAGUGUGUAAGGAGGACAGCAUUAGUAAAAUACACAAACUGCUACAGAAGAAAUAUUUUCACAUGCCAUUAGGUCUACCAGACAAAAGUUUAAUGCAGGGCGUUGUGUGGUCUACCUGGGGCAGAUUCAACCCAAAUCUGACUCAAUCACUCUUAUUAGCACAUGCAAAAAACGUCAGUGAUAAGAUUAGUCCCUACAAACUUCAAGCUAAUUUUAUAGAAAUAGAUGAUAAAUAUUCUACAAGAUUUGGGGAUUUUAAUUUUGAUGAAUCUGCUUUCAGAAACUCACAUCAAAUGGUAAGUUAUUUGAAAGAAUAUAAAUUUGAUGUCAUUGUUUCUAUGACACCCUUUGUGAGUGUAGAAUCAAAAGCAUUUAAAACUAAGGCAGCAGAUUUACUGGUGUCAGACAUUCAGGCACAUAGUCCUUCCUUGAUGAAAUGGUACAGCGGUCUGAUGGGUGUGAUAGAUGUAACGCGUCAGACCACAGUCACUUGGUACAAGGAACAAUUAGCCAACAUGGUCAAAGAUUACGGCAUCAAGUCGUUCAAUUUCCAUGGAUGUGAAACUAAUUUUUUACCCAAAAUUCAUAAAACGUUUAGAUCACUCGCAAACCCUGGAACCUUUGCGACCGAGUUUAUUUCCAUGGUGAGCCCCAAUGCUGGCAGUCUUACACAGGUGAGUUGUGGGUACCGCAGUCAGCAGUAUCCCGUCUACACAAAGUCACCACGAAAAGAGUCUCAUUGGUCUCAUACAAACGGACUGCGAAGUGUCAUACCCUCCAUUUUGACCCUAGGUAUCCUUGGUUACCAGUUUGUGGUGCCUGACAUUAUCGGAGGGACCACAUAUGGAGUUAACGGGACGUUGGCUUUGACCAAACCAGAACCAGAACUCUAUAUUCGUUGGAUGCAGCUUUCAGCCUUUAUGCCUGUUAUGAAGUUUGCCUUCACACCAUGGGAUUAUGACAAAGAUGUUGUAGAUAUAUUCAACAACCUGAUAAAGUUACGAAAGGAGAAAAUUCUGCCAUUACUCCUCCAGGGGAUGCGCGAGGCAGAGAUGACAGGAGCCCCAAUUAUCCGUCCAAUCUGGUGGAGCUCUCCAAAGGAUGAACAUGCCCUUUUGGUGGACUCUGAGUUUUUGGUAGGAGAUUCCAUUUUGGUGGCACCCAUAUUGAAGAAAGGUGCAAAAGAACGAGACAUUUACCUCCCUGAAGGUGACUGGCACGACCAAAUUCAUGACCAGCAUGAACAGGGAAAACAGUGGCUAAGGGCCCACAAAGUGAAGCUCACAGAAGUGGCUUACUUCACAAGGACCCAUAUACUGGGAUAAUUCUACAGUCAAUAUUUUGUAGCUAGUCAAGUUUUUUCAAAGUUUUUUCAGCUAAGAUUUGUACUUAAUUUAUCAGUGAUAGAACUAUAUAACUAAAGCUGAGUAAAAAUCUCAGUUAGAAAACUUUGUGAAAGAUAGGUGUGUGUCCUGUAGACCUGGCCCUACCACCAUAACUGAACAGAUAUACGUGUUUGACAGAUGUCUGGUGGAGUUAGCUGUGAAGCUGAGUAGUUGUAGAUAUACAUGUUUGACAGAUGUAUGGUGGAGUUAGCUGUGAAGCUGAGUAGUUGUAGAUAUACAUGUUUGACAGAUGUCUGGUGGAGUUAGCUGUGAAGCUGAGUAGUUGUAGAUAUACAUGUUUGACAGAUGUAUGGUGGAGUUAGCUGUGAAGCUGAGUAGUUGUAGAUAUACAUGUUUGACAGAUGUCUGGUGGAGUUAGCUGUGAAGCUGAGUAGUUGUAGCUAUAUACGUGUUUGACAGAUGUAUGGUGGAGUUAGCUGUGAAGCUGAGUAGUUGUAGAUAUACGUGUUUGACAGAUGUCUGGUGGAGUUAGCUGUGAAGCUGAGUAGUUGUAGAUAUACGUGUUUGACAGAUGUCUGGUGGAGUUAGCUGUGAAGCUGAGUAGUUGUAGAUAUACGUGUUUGACAGAUGUCUGGUGGAGUUAGCUGUGAAGCUGAGUAGUUGUAGAUAUACGUGUUUGACAGAUGUCUGGUGGAGUUAGCUGUGAAGCUGAGUAGUUGUAGAUAUACGUGUUUGACAGAUGUCUGGUGGAGUUAGCUGUGAAGCUGAGUAGUUGUAGAUAUACGUGUUUGACAGAUGUCUGGUGGAGUUAGCUGUGAAGCUGAGUAGUUGUAGAUAUACGUGUUUGACAGAUGUCUGGUGGAGUUAGCUGUGAAGCUGAGUAGUUGUAGAUAUACGUGUUUGACAGAUGUCUGGUGGAGUUAGCUGUGAAGCUGAGUAGUUGUAGAUAUACGUGUUUGACAGAUGUCUGGUGGAGUUAGCUGUGAAGCUGAGUAGUUGUAGAUAUACGUGUUUGACAGAUGUCUGGUGGAGUUAGCUGUGAAGCUGAGUAGUUGUAGAUAUACGUGUUUGACAGAUGUCUGUUGGAGUUAGCUGUGAAGCUGAGUAGUUGUAGAUAUACGUGUUUGACAGAUGUCUGUUGGAGUUAGCUGUGAAGCUGAGUAGUUGUAGAUAUACGUGUUUGACAGAUGUUUGGUGGAGUUAGCUGUGAAGCUGAGUAGUUGUAGCUAUACGUGUUUGACAGAUGUCUGGUGGAGUUAGCUGUGAAGCUGAGUAGUGGUAUCUACAUCUCUUAGUGAGGUUCUCUUUCACACUUGUAGAACAACAAACCCAAACCUGUCACAUUUUUAAUUCAUAAGUUAAACACACCAGUCAUAUUUAUUCCUGAUUGAUUAAUAAAUAAAUAUGAUGUCUAAAAAACAGUUUAAAAACUUCCAGGCAUCAUGUGAAACUGUCUCCCCAACCCAGAAAUGGUUGUCAAGUAUCGGUUGAAAUAAAGGAAGAUUUUGUAGAGUUUAUACUGAACCCUCUUGUUUCUCAUGUACAAACCGUUAAAUAGCAUCAACAUUUAAUUUGUGAUAGUCAAAGUUGAGCUGAGACUGUUGAGUACAAUGUAUCUGAUGUUUAAGCAUCACAUAGUGUUUCUUAAUUUCUCAUUCAAUGAGACAUCUAACUGUUAACCUUUUCACCCCUAUGUAACUUUAGUAGACUCUACCAUGCAUUGAUCUGAAUGAGUCAAGUAUGGUCUACAGUGGUGAAAGGGUUAAAAAGGGGUUGUGAAGUGGGCCAUGCCUCCAGGACUAGCAUCAUAACUAACAGGGAUUUAAGUAUAUCUUUUACUGUCUGAAUUUGGUAUCAGUAGUUUUUAGUAUAUGAUACAUGUAAAAUUGUUUUGUAUUUUUAUAUAAUAGUGAUGUAUUAUGCUUGACCUGUCAGUUUUUUUGUGAUAUAUUUAAUACAAGAUAUGUGUAGUGUUUUAUAUGGUGAACAAAUAUCUUUCAUGUGAAAAUGUGAUAAUUUUGCUAAAAUUCUUGAAAAUGCAUUUAAAUAAUCAUCCCAAAAUACAUGACUUAUCAUAACAGUAAAGUAUUGUCUAGCUAUAUAGGCCUUAGCCAGAGCUUCCUCUGGC